CAAGAAAUCAAAAUUAUGAAUUUAUAAAAAAAAAAAUCUUAUUAUUUCUUACAUCUCUCUCUGCUAUAUAACACAAAUGACGUCGCUGGCUGAUUGAAUGAGUGGUCGCUUCUUCUCAGCUGAUCUUCUCAAGAAUUCUUCUUGAGGCAGAGAAGACGGAAGGGGAGGAGCAGAGAAGAGUAGGAGGAGGAGAAGAUCAGAGGAAGAGAGGAGGAUGGGUUCAAAUACAACAGAGCCGCUGUUGCAGUAUGAGAGUAGUUACGGUAAGAAAAAAGGAUGGAGAAAGGUGUUGGACGCGGAGGAGGCCAAGAAGCAGAUUACGUUCUCCGUCCCCAUGAUCCUUUCCAACGUUUCAUACUACUGCAUCACCCUCAUCUCCGUCAUGUUCGCCGGUCACCUCGGUGACGUCGAACUCGCCGGCUCCACCCUCGCUAACUCCUGGGCCACCGUCACCGGUUUAGCUCUCAUGACUGGUCUAAGUGGGGCUCUUGAAACUCUCUGUGGACAAGGAUACGGCGCCAAGUUAUACAGAAUGCUAGGAAUUUAUCUACAGUCUUCGAUCAUCACCUCUUUCCUCUUCUCUGUCUUGGUAUCCGUCGUCUGGUUUUAUUCAGACCAGAUACUGAUUCUGCUUCAUCAAGAGCCUGAGGUAGCAAAAAUGGCUGGUCUCUAUCUGAAGCAUUUGAUCCCGGGUCUGUUUGCGUACGGCUUCCUGCAAUGCACCCUCAGAUUUCUGCAGACACAGUCAGUGGUGAUGCCUCUUGUUGUGUGCUCAAUGGUCCCACUGCUCAUCCAAUUCGGCCUCUCCUAUGCACUGGUUCACCUCACACCUCUGGGUUUCAAGGGAGCGGCAUUAUCGGCCUCCAUAUCGCUCUGGAUAUCGUUUGCUAUGCUGGCUUUCUAUGUCAACCAUGCCGACAGAUUCAAGCAUACUUGGGAAGGCCUUUCAAUGGAAUCCUUCCGCUACGUACUUCCAGGCAUGAAGUUGGCGAUUCCCUCUGCAUUCAUGGUGUGUUUGGAGUACUGGGCUUUUGAGCUUCUGGUGUUGCUGGCGGGAUUGAUGCCCAACUCAGAGAAUAGUACAUCCUUGAUAGCCAUGUGCGUGAACACAGAAGCUGUCUCGUUCAUGAUUACUUAUGGUUUCAGUGCGGCAGUAAGCACAAGGGUGUCAAAUGAAUUGGGAGCAUCAAAUGCAGAUAGAGCAAAGAAUGCCGUGGCAGUUACGCUUAAGCUUUCUGUCAUUCUAGCUCUUACAGUUAUCAUAGCGCUACUCUUUGGUCACAACAUCUGGGCUGGUUUCUUCAGUGAUAGUCCUGGAAUUAAGAAAGAAUUUGCUUCUAUGACUCCCUUGCUUGCCAUCUCCAUAUUGUUUGAUUCAGCACAGGGUGUAUUAUCAGGGGUAUCCAGAGGUUGUGGGUGGCAGCACUUGGCUGCAUGGACAAACUUGGGAGCCUUCUACAUUAUUGGCAUGCCUAUAGCCAUCCUCCUGGGCUUUAAGUUUAAGCUCUAUGCCAAGGGAUUGUGGAUUGGUCUGAUAUCUGGCCUCUUCUGCCAAGCCUGCACCCUCUUAGUAAUUACAGUGCGCACCAAAUGGACCAACAUGACACUCAGUGUGAAUGAACAUAAAGAACAUCAAGUUCUGGUGUAACAACAUUUUUGACAACGGGGAGUUGCAAUUUGCAAACAAACAAGGCGUAAUUGCUUGAUUACAAGUUUGGGUUUACGCUGCAGCAAAUAGAUUCACAUCUACAGAGAAGCUAGAGCAUGAGAUGAGAUCUUUUCAGCUCUCAGCUGCCGCUGGUUUCUCUCAUUACAAUAAAGUUUUAAUCCUUGAUGCAUAUCGAGUAAAUAUAAGUUUCUAGGCAAUCAGGGAGGACUGUAAAUAACAAGAAUAUUUCGGCCUUUUCCUUUUCUUUUGCGGUUCAAAUUUAUUUGGAGUGAAAACGUUGGGAUAACUGGAUGACUUUUUUUAAUUAUCUGAUUUGAGCAUCAUUCAUGCA
This is a messenger RNA of Nelumbo nucifera (sacred lotus), 2000 nucleotides long. RefSeq names its product protein DETOXIFICATION 18-like. Gene Ontology annotation, molecular function: xenobiotic transmembrane transporter activity; antiporter activity. Gene Ontology annotation, biological process: xenobiotic detoxification by transmembrane export across the plasma membrane. Gene Ontology annotation, cellular component: membrane. NCBI's taxonomy places the organism in Eukaryota, Viridiplantae, Streptophyta, Magnoliopsida, Proteales, Nelumbonaceae. The record is from RefSeq and is a predicted model, not a curated record.